CAUAGUGCACGAUAAACCCGGCGCGCGGGCGCAAGAGGCCGGCGCGCUCACUCCCCUCGGCCAGCGCCGGCGCGCGCACCGCUCGUACGUCCGCGUAAAAAUAAAGUCCACGGCGCUCGUGUACUCCAAACAUUUAUAAUUAUCAGUAAAUCGCCGCGAGAGCACACGACUGGCACGGCCAGUGACCGCUCGCUGAAAAACCGCGAUCUGUCUAUCCGAGCCCUUCAUCCCGCACACCACGAAAUCCCUACGCGACGCAACUAACCCGUCAAAAUCGCGACUCCUACGCAGACACCGGUGUCGGGGGCGCGAGCCGCGUUUGAUUGGACGCCGCGUGUGAUUGUGUGAUAACGUUGUGACAGUGAUAACGAUUACAAUCCGUAUUUAAAUAUGCCUGAAAAACCUAAACGACGUAAGCCAAAUAAAAAUCAACGCAAUAGGAAUAAAAACAAACAAGAACAAAAUAAAAAUAACAAUGUAGAAAGCGUUUUGAGCUCUGAAUCAUGUAGUGCUGAUGUUGAAAACAAAGAAACUUGUUCAACACUUAAUGAAACCAAACCUGAAAUUACAAUACCUUUAAAUGAGAAGGAGACAAUAAAAGAUGAAAAAAGUUCUAAGAAUACUUCCGACAAUGAGUUAAGCACGAAUCAAGAUUUGAAUAGCAAUAGUACUGAAUUGCCGGACUUAAACACUGUCGACAGCAUGAAACUCACAGUGGAUAGCGCUACUAAUGACCCGCAAUACGUCGUGGAAUCUCCUGAGCAGUCACUUAAAGGCAAACCCAAAUUAAACGCAAAUGUAAAAAGCAAGAGCUUGGAUAAUGAGGAAGCUACAAAAAUUGUUGAGAUAACCGAAGAAUGUGGCUUACAGUCUGACGAUGAAAGUACAUUACAUUUAAUUGAUAGCAGUAGUGUUUUAGUAUCUGAUGUUGAGUCGGAUAUAGAAUGGGAAAAGACAGAUGAUUUAGAAGAAGGCCCGAUGGUUUCUCGUGAUUUAACUAAACCUUUAACAACUUGUGAUAUUCCUAUUACAUUUACACCAAGUGAACAAAGCAGGACGUUGACCCCUGAAGAAGAAGAAUCUUUGCGCAACUGUUUACAAAAUCUUCCACUAACUAAUUCAACUUAUGAUUCAUCUGAAGUUAUUGUUCAAACCGUACAAGUUGUAAAUCAUGGAGUUAAGCAUAGACUACGCAAAAAAGCAUCUGCUGAUGACUUUAUAUUUAAUAGACUGGGUCCUCCAAGGACACUAGACGUGAUUGAUGAAGAAGGAAGUGGCGAGUCGUCAAAAAGCUCAAGGCGCCAAUCAUAUUUAAGCGAAAGAAAAAAUGUUAAUGACGAUUUAGACGAUGAUGUAUUUGAAGAUAAGACAAAAACGAAUAAGUUUGUUACUAAAAUGAAUCACAAUAAGUUUGGAAGGCAAAUUCAACAACAAUGCAUGCUUCUUGAUACCAAGUUAAAAGAACCGGAAAUCAGUGAAGCACGAGGAGACUGGUCAGUGUCAAAUGUGGAAAAAAUGACUGGAGCUGAAAUUGUAUAUUUAACGGAUACGUCGAGUAGCACAAGUUCAAUUUAUGACAAUAGUGAAGACGGGGAUGACGGAGUUGAGACAGAUGCUUCAGUCAGAAUGAUAACGCCAACCAUUGAAGUAACUGAUACCGAGACCUUGCUUAAGGAAACAUUUGCUGCAAGUCAAGAAGCGUCCACGCAAAACAUCCCUCGAGUAAUUGAAAUACCAACAGAAGUCAAACAAGGAGACGACAACCAGUCAGUUCUUAACUCUCAUGAAAUAGUAGUCUUAUCCACUGAUGAGAUAAAGACUAAUUUAACUGUCAAAGACGUUGAGUCUGAUAGUAAUGUAAAUACAACGUGUGAUACCAACAAUACUAAUAUCAGUAGCUCACAAUCACAAAAAUCAAAUAACGGAUACGACCUAGAAAUGAAAGUUUUAAAAUGCGAAUUAAAUGAUGCUAUAAAUACUUUAAUAAAGGAAGUUUCGUCCGAUACUGAAUCCUCCGAAAAAAAUGGAAAAGAAAUCUUAAAUAGACAAGAUUCUUCUAGCAGUGUUGGUUCCUCCCAAUGCACGGCCAAAUACAACCCCACUUAUUCAUCCCUUAACGAUGUCUCUAACAUUGUGCAUGAUGACAUGAGCGAACUCCCCAUCAAUAUUCAACACACAAUUGAAACUAGUAAUUCAAGUCAUGUAAACGAUGUUUUUGAAUAUGUUACAGGGAACGCCUCACAAUAUAAAAAAGGAACUGUAGACGAGCCAUCCACAUUGAAAGAUCUAUGUGUACAAAAAAUUGCAGCUUUUCCUUAUGGUGAUAAAAUACUAGAAGAAUUGGCAUCAGCAUCAAAACGACUCCAAAAUAUAACAAUUUAUAGUCAGAACUCUAACAGUGAAACCAAAACGACUGCGAUUGGAUCACAAAGAAUUCCACAGUUUCAAUCUAAAGAAAAUAUGCCUUAUUAUCCUUUGCCUGAUGUUUCAUCUAUUGAAAAGGUAACAUUAUCUUCUAAGGAUAAUGAUCAUAAUCCACCUCCAGUGCAACCUCGCAAUUCCUCAUUGAAAUUGUCUCAAGAUGAAAAUCAUUGGGUAGGGGUGCCAACAGAAACGGAACCUGUUUAUGUUUGCUUAUCACCAUCUCAAAAAAUGUUAAUGGAAAAAACAAAUACAGUUAUAACUAAAGAAGAUGCUAGUCAACUUGUUGAUAUGCAUAAAAAGUAUGUUGAUAGAAGAGGUUAUAACGAAUAUUAUGACAAAGAGUUCAGAAAAGAAAACCAGCGACCAGAUAACGGUCCCGUAGUGCCAUUCAAAUCCCAAACUGGGUCUCGGUUACUGGCGUUGAUACGUGACCCAGCUGUCACUGAUAAUAUGAAUUCUAUGAAAUCGAAGAAUCAACUUAAAAUAUUAGACCAAAUAGAAAGUAUUGACAAAAAAUCACAAACCAUGCUUAAAAAACAAGACCAAUACAAUUCGGCUAGAAAUUUUACAAGCAACUUAAAACCUGUUCCUCCCCCUAGAACCCGUAAAUUUUCGUCAUCAAUAUAUGAAAGCGACGAAAGUUCUGAUUUUACAGAUAGCUCAUUUCGCUCUUUUAAAAAUGAGAGAAAAUCAUUUCACUACUCAACUGGUAAUUUAAGUAAAGAAAUUGAAAAUGAUAUAUCUUCAAUUCAAAAUAUGCAUCGAUAUUACACAGAUUUUAGAGAUCAGUUCAAAGACCAAAGUGCUCCAAGAAGACCGUCUUUGCCCAAAGAUUUGUGUGACCAGCAAAUGGAAUAUAUACGACAAAAAGAAAAAGAAGUAGAAGCUGAAAUACGUCGACUUGAAAAUGAAAAGCUUAGUUUCCCUGUACAGGUGAAACAACGGCCCAGGGCUCCGCUAAUAUCAGAAGCCGAAGUCUAUAACGAACAAAUUACCCGUUCUAGUAGUCACAGCAUGCUUCUUAAAAAAGAUUCGGAGAUAAAACUGUCUGCUCUUAAAUCGCCAAAAGUACCAGAAAAACCAGAUAAAGGAAAGUUGUCUGUUUUCAGCAGUAGUCAAGAAGAACUACUACGUGAGAAAAUGUAUUCAGAGUAUGUCAAUCAAAUGGCUGAACGCGAAGAAAGGAAGCAACAAAAAGUAAUAAAAAUAACCAACAAUAGUAAACCUGUGGCAUCUACUUCGGAAAACCCUUUUUCUAAAAGUAUGUCAGCCUUAGAUUUUCUUGAUUCUAAAGUAAAUAAUAGAAUCGAAAAAGAAUUUAUUUGGAAAGCAAGAGAAAGGUGGAACAAAUUAGGUAUUAAAGAUCCCGAAACAGAGGAUGAGAGAGAUGAGAAUAAUAAAGAUGUUUAUAAAGAACCAAAAGUAAUUGAGCACAAAAUUAAAGUUAUAGAAGGAGGUGAAGAAAAAGAUGUCAAGAAGUUGCCUAGCCAUCUGCAAGACUUCGUUCGUUUCACUGUGAAGGACACCGAUCAGGGGAAAAGCAGUCCGGAGACCGUCAUGAUCGCACCGCGGUUUAAAGCGCGCUCCACGUCGCCAGCGGUGUGGAGGCCAGGCGCGCCGACGCCGCCGCCCGCGCCCGCGCCGGUCGCGCGCUCGCCGGGCGCGCCGCCGCCGCCGCCGCCGCCACCGCCAGUGUGGACCCCGGGCGCUUCGCCCCAGACGCCAAGGAAGUCCUUCAGGCCUGUGCACUUUGAGGAGACGCCGCCUAGUCGUAGGAAGUUUGGGAGUUCGGAGCAGAACGGCUGCACUAGCGGCUCGGAGAGCGAGGGACGCCUGCGGACCAGCCACAGCGCCCCGGCUACCGGCCUCAACUCCUUGGGGAACUCCUCUAGCCGUCUUCCUCGUGCACAGAACCCCACCGUCACUCUUCUGCAGAAAGCUAGAGAGGGGCAAUUCUCGCGAGGUUCCAACUACCUGCAACAGGAAAGAGAUAGCGCGCGUUUGCCCCGUGACAGAGUUUCUCCACCGAAAAGCGAUCCCAUCCACGCUCUACGCAGAGAGUACGCAAGUGAGGGAGAGGCGGACAGGAGCGACUACGAACGCGGAGGGCCACGUAAAAUGGCACAUGCUCAUGAAAAAGUUGAAGGAAUCGGACCCACGACCAAAGACGGCAUGCCAGUAGCUCUGAGAUCUGAAGUCAAAGACCAGUCAAAAUGGUACAAGAAAAUGUACGACACCAUACACAAAAACAAAUACGACGACGAUUUUGUGACUAUUCGGUACAAAAGCCGCCGAGGUCAACAACCGCAGAGGGUGACCAACAAGUCCCAGUAUGCAUACUUCGAUCCCCGCUCCGGUUACCUGAGUGAGCCGGAAGGUGGCCUGAGCCGACUGGGUUCCAGCACAUGGAGCGAUGCAUACGACAGUGAUGUCACUAACAGCCCUCGGAGAAGGACCACCUCUGUACAGGAAGAGAGACGCCAUGAAGAAAUCACUUCGCCAUAUCUACCUAGUAAUAAGUAUAGUACCUUAGCAUCAGCAAGAGCUAGUCAAGAAGUGUACAAAAAUCAGCCCGGGAAAAUAGAGAACUAUGUCCCCGGCAGAUCUUCAGUUGUUGACAAAGAAGCUAAACAGUGGUGGGACGAGGUCAUGGACAUUUUUGAUGGGUGGCUAGACGACAACUCACCCCUGCCCCCUUACACCACAUUGCUCGCUCGCGCGAUUCAGAAGAGCCAAAUAUCAGCACAGAGCACGACGUCACUGCCACAAGCAUCGCCGAAAGAGAAGAAAGAUAUUACGUCAGCUAUUUUAUCCAAAUCCAAUAUGGCGCGAGCCCUAAAAGAGUCAGGCUACGAGUCCGACUCAACGCUAGUGUUCCGCCGUCGCGACGACACGGAAGGCCCGCUGUCCCCCGCGGAGCGGCGCGCGGCCUAUAGAGACCUGCAGGCCGGCGGCGAGCCCCCGCUUAGAGGGUUCCGGUCGCCCGCGCCUCCUAGGACAGAAACCGACUCCGCUCCGGAACCACCGCGGCGUACACCAAACGGAACCCACUCCGAUUCCGAGUCCCCGCGGCGCUACGUAGAGAGCGACGUGAACAUCCACUACAGAUGUCCCGUACGACACGACCCGCUGCCGCUGGUGCCCGAGCGGGAGCUCGCGCGCCAGCAGGCCGAGCACAUGAAGCGGCUGUACAGGGAGCAGAGGCGGCACAAGUACCUGCAGGAGAAUGAUAUACAACCUCACGACAUUGAAAUGUUUGAUGGCGCCAUAAAGGAACUACAAGAUAUGCAAAACAGGCGUCAUCAAGACAACUUCACACCAUCACAAAAAAGCGUUGUCGCUCUCAACCGAUACGACGAAGCUGAGAGAAUCGUCGCCCGCGCUCUGUAUGCCUUCAACGGGCAGACGCAGAGGGAGCUGAGCUUUAGGAAAGGGGACCUCAUACAUGUGAGGAGGCAGAUAGAUAAUAAUUGGUAUGAGGGCGAGCUGCACGGGAGGAUAGGACUGUUCCCCUAUAAUUAUGUUGAGAUACUAAAAGGCGACGUUGCACAAUCACCAAAGAAGCCCGUCGCCCAAGAGGGCAAAGCUCGUGCGAAGUUCGACUUCACCGCCCAGACCAGCCUCGAACUGCCCCUCAAGAAGGGCGAAGUGGUCGUGCUGACGCGACGCAUCGACCACAACUGGUGGGAGGGACGCAAUGGCCACAAGACCGGCAUCUUCCCUGAUAGCUACGUGACCAUACUGCAGGAGCCUAGUCAGAAUAAACCUGAAAUCCAAUCGAUCGCAGCGUCGGACAAGCCGGUGGCGUCUCCCGCGGCGCACGGGCUCCUGAACGGCUCCGCCAAGCGCAGCAUGGGCGCGCACAGCUACAUGCCCACGCCCAACAACCCCAACCUCGCCAACGCGCCGCCUUCCACGCAACCGCUGCCAGGGUACACGACAAAAACAGCGCAAGCAGCUCUGACCCCAUCGGAACGCGGGUACGGGCCACCCACUGGCGCUGGAGUGGAUCUCAACAACACCGAACCGCUCUACGUUGAUACUAACGCUGAAGCUGUGCCGUACCGAGCGAUGUACAAAUACCGACCCCAGAACCCGGACGAGCUGGAACUCAAUGAGGGUGACACCGUGUAUGUGCUGGAGAAGUGCGACGACGGCUGGUACGUGGGCUCCUCGCAGCGCACCGGCCGCUUCGGCACCUUCCCAGGCAACUACGUGGAGCGCAUCUGAUAGCGGCCGACGUUGCUGCGGCGCCUGCGCAGCGCCACGCUGUGCGCGCGCCGCCCGCGCCCCCGCCACCACCGCUGACACACACACGCACACUACUACCGUUGUAACUUACAUUAUGCCUAAUUAAGGGUACACCCACACUAGCGUCUCUCGAGCGUCGGCGCCUAGUCAACUCUAUGACUGCUGCUCGACGCAACGUUGACGCAACUGCGCAGCGACGCCAUUUUCCACAGUGCUGACUAGACGCCGAAGCUCAAAAGACGCUAGUGUGUGGUGACACUAACCCCGAGUCCCACGGACGCGAUAUCGCCCCCAGCAUUGACGAUCAAUCAAAUUUGAAACUAAGUCGAGAUGUGGCUGAUAGAUUACGAUCCCUGGGACUCGUAGGUUAUUGAACUUUCAUGGUAUUUCGGAAGCGAAAAAUCUUUGUAAGCUAUAAAAGUGGUAAAUUAACUUCGAAAGCGAAAGGCGAAUUGUGAAUAUUAUAAACAGCCUUUUUUCUUUCGAAAGAUUCGAAUUAUGAAGGAAACGAGUGAAACACUGAGUAUGACAAUAAAGUGAUUUCCCCCUUAGGAUUGUACCUUAUUAUAGGGUUCCGCACUCGUUCGUAUGUACUUUUAAUGCCUGUCGAGUGUGUCAGCUUGGAUUGCAGAGGGUGGACCGGACGCGAUGUAAUAUAAACAUAGGGUAUACCAAAGCUGUAUAGAAAAAGAUAUCUGUAUCUGCCCUUAAAUUAUAGCUCUAUUAGGUCGAAGAGUCGAGCUAUUCGAUUGUUGAGCCAACACUUGUCAAAUUGUAUGUAUUGCCGCAUACGUCUUGGCUCAACUUUAAUAGCGAGGCAAAGCGAUAGGUCUUGUUAAAUGCUUUAACACAAAGAAGCCUUGUCGAAUGGGACUCGAACGCCAACGGGCGCCACACACAAUUACAGCUUAAUUAUAAAACUAUAUAACCUGUAUUACAGACGUGGCAUAUCUUAUAGUGUAAAGAAACCAAACUCCAUGACUUUUUAUAACGUUUUUGUAUAUUUAUCUAUACUGCCUCAAUCCGUAGUCUCCAAUAAUCUUGUAUGGUAAUGUAUCACAUUCAUGUUUAACUUGGCUGUUGGUAUACAUAUACGGUGAUGUUCGACGGGUUUUGUUGAGUAGUUUAGAAUCUCAGUUCUAACCGUAAAAUGUGCUAACUCCGUGGAUGUUAAGGCUUCUGUCGUCAUUGUCUAUUUAAUUGACUAAAUCGUAAUCUAACAGCCCUCAGCUAAUGUAAGCUAUCCUAAGUUGUGCGUCCCAAAGAGUAUGUUAAAAAAUAAAACGACGUUGUAUAAUUGUGUAAAGAAAUUAAUAAAAAUACUUAUAUACUUGUAUAAUUACUUAGCAUAGUUAUUUAUUUACGUGUAGGAGUGAAUUGAGCUUGUCUUUUAAAAGUGACGUUUUAAAAGAACGAAGCUGAGCGUUCGGUACUAAUAUGUGUUACUAACAAUUUUGUACGUAUACAUAUCCGCAAAAGUUAAACUUUGGAAUGACGGUAACAUGCUAACAGUGUCAAAGUUUAGACGUUUUGUGAUUAUUGGCCACAGUAAAAGCGACAAAGAUUACCUAUUAAAUGAAGUGUAAGGUUUUACCAAAAAAUAUUAGUUACCGCAUAAAAGUUAAUCACUAAUCGUAAUACUCAAAUAAACACCCAGUAAUGUAUAUAGGGCGAGGUAUAUUCGGAAACGGUUGACAAUACAAUAUUUAUAUGCUUAAUUUUUAAUUAGGAGUACUUUGAAGUGUAAAAGAAUUAAAUGUACCUAAUGGUCGGAUAUUAAAAUGACCCGCGCUGCAGGGAUGAUCGUUUUCCUUAUAGUUGUGUCUAUCAAGUCUAGUCACGAAUCAAAUUUUGUAAGUAUAUUUUUACAUUGUGGCCUAAAAUUCAGCUUCCUUUGUGACUUGUGUAAAGAAUAUGAUAUUACUUGUGGUACAUGUCUAGCUAACAACGCAUACUAUAUCUGUAUUAAGUUAUAUCAAUAAUAUAUAUUUUGUAAUCUUUACUCGUAAAGUUUCUAGUUAAGCUCGAAAGUGAAGCCCUCUCGCCCUAUGUCAUGCUUGUUUUAUGUAGAACAUACCAAAUGCUUUCAUUUAUUUUUAACCUAUUUGUUGUAUUUACUCUUGUUAAUUUAUUUUUAAAAGCACAAAUGGUUUAUUUUGUUGUUGACACCACGACAUAAUGGUAACAGUAAUUGAUUGUUCAAAAUCAUCACUUUAAUAAAAUAAUCCUUCUAUUUAA
Messenger RNA from Cydia fagiglandana, 8913 nucleotides. RefSeq names its product sorbin and SH3 domain-containing protein 1 (gene CAP). The record is from RefSeq and is a predicted model, not a curated record. NCBI's taxonomy places the organism in Eukaryota, Metazoa, Arthropoda, Insecta, Lepidoptera, Tortricidae. The transcript has 23 exons. Gene Ontology annotation, molecular function: protein binding. Bases 391 to 6654 code for a protein of 2087 amino acids.